AUGCUGUUCACUGACGGUGUCACUGCGAGUGUGUCCGGCGCAUGGUUCUAUACAGCAAGAGGAAAGAACAGCAAUUCCAGUUCAUUUGGCAACUCGUCAUACAAAUGUCUACCUCUCGAAAAGUAUUAUAUCUUGCAUAAGUAUGCAAUGACCAUCCUGUUCCGUUUGCUCAUACCUUACAUUUCGUUAUUCGCCCUGAACGAGGUGAGCUCGAUAGUAACCACAAAAAUCACGCUUCUCCAUCCUUUCCAGUGCGAAUUGAGUGGCUAUCUGUUGCGCAAGUUCAAAAACAGCCCCGGCUGGCAAAAGCUCUGGGCCGUGUUCAGCAACCUGUGCUUCUAUUUCUCAAGAAGCUCGACUGACUCUUCGCAUCUGGCCAGUCUGCCAUUACUCGGUUACACAAUCACUCCGGUGACACUCGAUGAGGCAGAAUAUUUGGGCAGACGGGCCGGACAACAACAGCGAUUGACGGGAACUCAAGUGGAGACCGCAAGGACCGAGGUUGGCCAGUUCGGAGAUGAGGCAGUUGUGGCUGGUCAGGAGGCCGUUGAGUCGGUCCGAGAAAAAGAGGCGAUCGUCAGUGAUACUCUAGCCUCGGGCAUAGACGUCUCCAGGCCUGGGCUGUGGACUAAAGCCAAGUCGACCCAAAAGUUGGUACCGGCUGGAUCAGGGCAGUGUUCCAUCGCGCAUGAGCUGAAACCAGCCGGCAAUCGUUUAGCGACCGAUCUUAAGGCGACGGCGUGCUCACGACAGAAUGUGAUACGGGUAGCCUACAAAAGUCACGUCUACUACUUCCGGUCAGAAGGUCCGAUUACUCACGCAAGGUAA
Protopolystoma xenopodis is the source of this 828-nucleotide messenger RNA. The record is from the annotation of a GenBank genome assembly. Lineage: Eukaryota; Metazoa; Platyhelminthes; Monogenea; Polystomatidea; Polystomatidae.